CGUGCUCCCUUCACUAUAAGUUCUCAAUAUUUACUUGUAUUUGCAUGUGAACCAUCUUAAUUCUAUUAACCUAGCUAGCUAGCUCUUUCUCUUCACUUUCGAGUCAUUCGAAUUCUGCCAUCAAAAUGAUGCCACUUGAUCAGCAUGAUCAAGCGACUACUCCUCGCAGUCCGAUUAGCAUUCAAGUGAAUAACAAGCCGGAUAACAUCUCGGUUUAUGCGGAGCCGUUUGAUUCGGCAGGUAACACUAGGCCGUGCGGGGAAGAACAAGUUUCGAAUCAACAGACUGCAUCGCCAGUGGGGGUUUCGGUGCUUCGGACGUCGAGAUGCUCGGUUACACUAAAGUUUGAAGAUGUCGGGUACAGUAUCAAGCUGCCGGGAGACAGUGGAGGGAAGUACUUAGCUUCGUGUAAACCUAAUAAACAUGCAAUCAAAACUUUACUUAAUGGAGUGAGUGGAAUUGUUAAGCCCGGAGAAUUGCUAGCAAUGCUUGGUCCAUCCGGGAGUGGAAAGACCACAUUACUAACAGCUCUAGCCGGAAGACUGCCUGGUAAGAUCUCGGGCAAGAUAACGUACAAUGGAGUACCCUUCUCGAGCUCCAUUCGUCACAAAACAGGCUUUGUCACUCAAGAUGAUAUCUUAUAUCCGCACUUAACUGUGUUAGAAACCCUAACUUAUGCUGCUUUGUUAAGGCUGCCGAAAACUCUGACAAAAGAAGAGAAAAUUGAACAAGCCGAGUUGGUCAUAAUGGAGCUUGGAUUAACAAGAUGCAGGAAUAGCCUUGUUGGCGGGCCGCUGAUCCGGGGAGUUUCUGGCGGGGAGAGGAAAAGGGUUAGUAUAGGGCAAGAGAUGCUCGUGAACCCUGGAUUGUUGUUGUUAGAUGAGCCUACUUCGGGACUGGAUUCGACCACUGCUCAACGGAUUGUGAUGACAUUGAGAGGGUUGGCACGAGGAGGGAGAACUGUGAUUACCACAAUUCAUCAACCUUCAAGUCGGUUGUUUAGGAUGUUUGAUAAGGUACUGGUGUUAUCCGAGGGUUCUCCUAUUUAUAGUGGUAAUGCUGAACAAGUGAUGGAGUAUUUCAGCUCCAUCGGUUAUGCUCCUGGCUUUAAUUAUGUGAAUCCUGCUGAUUUUCUGCUCGAUCUUGCCAACGGUGUGGCUCCUGAUCUAAGACAGGAUGAGUCACCAGAGUUUCAUGGCAUAAAAGAUCAACAUGAUGACCAGAAUUUAAUUAAAAAAUCAUUAGUUGGAUCUUACAAGAAGAGCAUCUAUCCUUGCUUGAAGGAAGAGAUUGCUAGGACUUGUCAAGACCCUCCUGGAGGACCAUUAGCCGCAAGAAGAUCAGAAAAUCAAUGGACAACCAGUUGGUGGUUGCAAUUUAAGGUGUUGCUCGUAAGAGGUCUACGCGAAAGAAAACAUGAAUCUUAUUCAGGUCUUCGCAUUUUCCAAGUCAUGUCUGUUUCCAUUCUUUCGGGCCUUUUAUGGUGGCAUUCUGAUACUUCCCACAUUCAAGAUCAGGUGGGACUUCUCUUCUUUUUCUCAAUUUUUUGGGGAUUCUUCCCUUUAUUCAAUGCCAUAUUUGCCUUCCCUCAAGAAAGACCAAUGCUAACAAGAGAAAGAUCUUCAUCAAUGUACCGUCUCUCCUCCUAUUACUUUGCACGAAUAGCUGGAGAUUUACCAAUGGAACUGAUCCUCCCAACCAUCUUUGUAACGAUCACAUAUUGGAUGGGAGGCCUCAAGCCAUCAUUUCUCACAUUUUCACUAACACUGUCCAUUAUACUCUUCAAUGUGUUAGUUUCCCAGGGAUUAGGCCUCGCCCUCGGAGCCAUUCUGAUGGACCUUAAAAAAGCCACUGCCUUAUCUUCAGUGAUCAUGCUUGUGUUCUUGCUUGUUGGUGGAUACUACAUUCAGCAAAUGCCGGUAUUUAUAGCAUGGAUGAAGUACUUGUCGUUUAGUCACUACUGCUAUAAGCUUUUAGUGGGAGUCCAGUACACAAAAGAUGAAGUUUAUGAGUGUGCACUAGGAGUGCAUUGCAGAGUGCAAGAUUUUCCAGCAAUUAAAGUUGUGGGGAUUGGAAAUUUGGUCUGGGACGUAGCUGCUUUGACUGUUAUGUUGAUUGGUUUCAGGGUUUUGGCUUAUAUAGGCCUAAGGAGAAGCCAAUUUCAUUAACUUGGACUUUUAUGUUGUAAUUAGUAAAUAAAUACUUGAGCUAGAUUGAUUAAGUAAAUUAAUCUAUGAGCUGAAUCAAGCUAAUGAAGUUGAUCAAUAUAUCUUGACAAUCGCUUGCUGAUCA
Messenger RNA from Daucus carota subsp. sativus, 2292 nucleotides. Its product is annotated as ABC transporter G family member 21. Gene Ontology annotation, molecular function: ABC-type transporter activity; ATP binding; ATP hydrolysis activity. Gene Ontology annotation, cellular component: plasma membrane. Lineage: Eukaryota; Viridiplantae; Streptophyta; Magnoliopsida; Apiales; Apiaceae. Bases 126 to 2168 code for a protein of 680 amino acids. The record is from RefSeq and is a predicted model, not a curated record. Gene Ontology annotation, biological process: transmembrane transport. The transcript has 5 exons.